AUGCCUGACUCAAGGAUUCUAACAGACGAUGACCACGACUGCUCUCCCUGCAAUCACUCACUAUCAUUGCCCCCACCGUCACCGCCACCGCCACCGCCAGAGUACUGUAAGAUCAGCUUCGUAUUCAGAGUGCAAAUCAAAAAUCUAGGUAAGAUAACGUCUGGAGAUUCUGAGCCUAGGGUGGUAAAAAUAGUGACCUCAUCCUUGGAGCAAGUGGAAUUACACUGGCGCACAUCUUGCAAGCAUAUGAACCGGCUUUUAGAAAAAAACGAAAUUUCUGGCAGCUAUAAAAAGAACAAAAAGGAAAUAGACAGGAGGUUGGUUAGUGAAUUGAUGAAGUUAGAUUUUGACGGGUGCGCAAUGACUAAUGUGGUGGUGGAAAUCGACAUGGCUCUAGAUCAGUUGGAUAGCUUAUCGCUCUCGGACGACAUCAAGGAUGAACGAUGUGCUAUUUGCUUAGAGAGUCUGUUCGUUGAUUCCCAUCUAGCUCUACCGUGCUGUCAUCUGUACCAUAACAACUGCAUUAUGGAAUGGCUGUGUAGAAAACAGGAGUGUCCUCUCUGUCGCCGGCCCCCUUGUAAGGAUUGA
Theobroma umbraticum is the source of this 588-nucleotide messenger RNA. Lineage: Eukaryota; Viridiplantae; Streptophyta; Magnoliopsida; Malvales; Malvaceae. The record is from RefSeq and is a predicted model, not a curated record.